AUGUCACAGCCACAACCUGGCGUGAUCCCCUAUGGCUCCAGCAUCAUCCACUCCGAGCCCGUCGACAUAGCCCGACCUAUCAACCUCGACAACAUCCGGGGCAAAACAAUUGUCAUCACGGGAGGUGCUUCGGGAUUUGGUGCAGCCUGCUUCCGAGAAUGGGCCUCUCACGGGGCCAACGUGAUCAUCGGGGACAUCAACGAGAGAGCCGGUACCGAGCUGGUCGCCCAGGUGCGGCAGUCUACGGGGAACCAGAACCACCAUUUCCUCCCUCUCGACGUGACGAGUUGGCCGAGCCAGGCUGCCUUCUUCAAACAAACCGCACGGCUGAGUCCUCAUGGCGGGAUCGACCAUGUCAUGGCGAACGCUGGCGUGGCCGACGCACCGGAGCAGCAGCUCUUUGAGGAGCCGCCGGACUAUACGAAGAUGGACGAUAGCACUCCGCCCAGGCCGCCCAUGCGGACGCUGGACAUCAAUCUCAAUGGCGUGCUGUAUACGACGCACUUGGCCAUAUCAUAUUUGUCCCGCAACCCGGGGAGCGAGAAGUGCCAGGCCGGUAAGCAUUCAGGGACGCGAGAUCGACACCUGAUCCUCGUUUCCUCCAUUGCUGGGCUGGCGGGCCUACCGGGACAGUCACUCUAUACGGGAGCGAAACACGGUGUGGUGGGGGCGUUCCGGGCACUGAGACUCACGGUCCCUUUGACGAGUGGAGUCAGAGUAAACAUGAUCAACCCAUAUUUCGUCGACACCCCGAUUCUUGGGCCCCUCGGCGCUCUCGUCCUCGCGGGAGGCGGAAUGGCCAAGAUCGAAUCGGUGGUCGAUGCCACGACGCGCCUCGUGGCGGACCAAGGCAUCAUCGGCCGAGCACUCGUGAUAGCCACCAAGACUGCUGAGAAAGAUGCGAAGCUGAUGGGCCUCGAGCGAGCCGUCGAGGAUCAGGCGGUCUGGGACUGCUACGCGGACGACUUCGAGCAGACUGACCUAUUUACGAGACGGAUCAUUGGGGUCACGAACCUGGUGACGCAGGCCCGGGGAUGGGUGGGCAUGUGGACGGAUGUAGGGAAUAACUUGUCCAAGAAGCUGUGGAGGGCAUUAGGAUACUGA
Messenger RNA from Fonsecaea erecta, 1104 nucleotides. RefSeq lists its product as hypothetical. Gene Ontology annotation, molecular function: oxidoreductase activity, acting on the CH-OH group of donors, NAD or NADP as acceptor. The transcript has 2 exons. Gene Ontology annotation, cellular component: cytoplasm. The coding region runs from base 1 to 1104 and encodes 367 amino acids. The record is from RefSeq and is a predicted model, not a curated record. NCBI's taxonomy places the organism in Eukaryota, Fungi, Ascomycota, Eurotiomycetes, Chaetothyriales, Herpotrichiellaceae.